AACGCGGCGAGACGAUCGGGUAAAAAAGAACAAAGAGGAAACAGACGCGAAGACAAAGGGAGACGAAGAAAAGCGUCGUCCACGACGGCGCGUUGUCUUCCUCUCCUCCUGUUAACUUCCUACCCGCCGACAAUUUCAUCGGCACGCUCGAGUUGCCCAGCGGACAUGCCGUUGCGUCCCCUAUAAAAGCGAGGGUAGACCAUGGCGGUACCAGUGUGCUCACUGCCGACCAACAUGAACAGCACCGACAAGCUGAAAGUACUACUCCUGUGCGGCCUAGUAUUAUCGGUCGUAGCCGAGGAGGCGAAGAAGACCGAGUCUAGCGCUCAGCCCAAGGAGGAAAAGUCGAAGCGCGGAUUGGAGCUGAGCCUAGGUGAUCAUGGUGGUUUCGGAGGCGGUCUGGGCGGUGGCCACGGUUUCGACGGUGGAUUCGGAGGCGGCCUGGGCGGUGGCCACGAAAUAAUCUCCCAUGAUCACAUCAAGGCGGUGACGAUCACGAAGCACGUGCCAGUGCCGCACCCGUAUCCGGUAGAGGUCACGAAGCACGUGCCUUACACGGUGAAGGUGCCGGUCAAAGUACCCGUCGACCGCCCGUACCCAGUUCACGUACCACAACCUUACCCGGUGGAGAUCACGAAGCACGUGCACGUGCCAGUGGAGAAGCCAGUGCCCUAUCCAGUCAAAGUACCCGUGAAGGUGCCCAUCAAGGUACCCUACCCGGUUAAGGUACCAGUCAAGGUUCCGGUCGAAGUGGCGAAACAUGUGCCCUACCCGGUCAAGGUACCCAUAGUCGUUAAAGAGCCUUAUCCCGUGGUCGUCAAGGGCCACGACGAGGGUGGUUUCGGCGGCGGUGACAUUGGCGGAUUUGGCGGAUUUGGCGGCCACGGAUUUGGCGGCCACGACUUCGGCGGUGACUUCGGCGGAUUUGGACACCAUUGAGAAAAAUGAGCGCGAGAAGAAGCGAAGACUACGUCGUCUUCCCCUUUUGUUUGACGUCUCGGGGUCCAGGAGACCAGGAGAUCUAUUCGAGGGAUCGAUCGUCGAAGGAUCGAGGAGCGAUCGGCAGAAGCUGCCACAUCGUUCUAAUAGAAGUCAAUGCGCAAAUAUUGUAUUCUUCAUGAUCCUAUCCUCGAAUUGUACUAUACACCCCGUUAAAUGUAAAAAUGAAUAAAGUAUUUUUUUUACGUAACGGUUGCUUACGAAACACUUGAAUGAUG
Messenger RNA from Vollenhovia emeryi, 1217 nucleotides. RefSeq names its product cuticle protein 79, isoform A-like. The record is from RefSeq and is a predicted model, not a curated record. NCBI's taxonomy places the organism in Eukaryota, Metazoa, Arthropoda, Insecta, Hymenoptera, Formicidae. The transcript is spliced from 2 exons. The coding region runs from base 202 to 939 and encodes 245 amino acids.